Molecule: messenger RNA, 4117 nt
Organism: Cydia fagiglandana
Lineage: Eukaryota; Metazoa; Arthropoda; Insecta; Lepidoptera; Tortricidae
Product: ubiquitin-conjugating enzyme E2 W
Exons: 6
Coding region: 35-499 (154 amino acids)
Source: RefSeq, a predicted model, not a curated record
GUGGUAACAUCCAUAUGUCUAAAUUGGAAUACAAAUGGCGGCUAUGUCCCCGUCUGAGCGGAGAUUACAAAAAGAACUAAUGUCCCUGAUGAGGGAGCCUCCACCGGGAGUCACCGUGGACGGAGAUCAGGCCAGCCAAAAUCUAACACUGUGGACAGUACACAUGGAAGGCGUCCCCGGCACCCUGUACGAGGGCGAGAAGUUCGUCCUCCAGUUCAAAUUCACCAACAAGUACCCCUUCGACUCCCCAGAGGUCACAUUCAUAGGCAACAACAUCCCCAUACACCCGCACGUAUACUCCAACGGGCACAUUUGCCUGUCCAUUUUAACGGACGACUGGUCGCCGGCACUAUCCGUACAAUCAGUCUGUCUGUCCAUCGUAUCUAUGCUAUCGAGCUGCAAGGAGAAGAAACGGCCACCAGACAACUCGUUUUAUGUCAAAACCUGCAGCAAAAAUCCUAAGAAAACGAAAUGGUGGUAUCACGACGACUCCGUGUAACCAGUAAGCACGUUGGCUGUAUCGCGCAUGGACGAUAUGUGGUCAGUGCCAGUGUCGAGUGUACAUACUUAUAUAGCGGGGCGCCGCGGGCUAUCGGUCGCGUUUUGUAUACAAAUACUACUUAUUCAAUAUUGGAAAAUUAAAAUCUAGGGUUAAAACAUAACUACAACUUUUAUCGUUCAAAAGGAAUCGCCACAUGUCGACGCUGAAUCGAUUUAAACCGAUUAGGAUAGGUUCUGAAGACGCUAGCGGCCGUUGACUCGACAUCGGUAACAUGUGUAUGUGUGUGGAAUGUCAUUUACUGAUUUGGCGUUGAUAAAUGUGGUGACACGAUGACACCUACUGAUGUUUUCUAUUCCCAAAAGGGAAACUUGUGAUAUAUUCUAGAAUUGUCCGAUAACAUUUCCAACUUUUUUGAAAACUUUCCGAUUUUCUUCUCUGACACCCUAAUGAUUAUUUUGUCGGGACAUGAAGUAUAAUUUUAUAAAACCAAGGGUUCCAUCUAGACACUUGUCACACAUAAUAGAUGCAAUGCAACCUUUUGUUGCCCCAGUGUUAAUACUUUGGCAACAAGGAGUUGAAUUUCAGUACCAUUUUGUACCUUGUCACAAUGGCAAUAGUAUGAGGUCCCUAGCAAAAAAAUAUUGCUCAAGUGAUUCAUAAAAACUAGUUUAUCAACGUCUUAUGUUGAUAAAAAUAAAGACUUAAAUUGUAUUAUAAAAAAGCAAGAAUCGAUAAUGAUAUUAUACAUAUUUCUAUACAAAACACGACCGACAUUACCAAUGGGAAAUCGUAUUUUGUCAGUGCUAAAUAAAUGUAAGUAGCAUAAUAGGAUAUGAAAUCAAAUAAAUGUACUGCUUAGAUCCGGAGAAAUUGUUUGUCGAAUUAUAAUUGUAUAUAAUUAUUGAUUAUAUUUAUGAUGCAACCAGAAACAUGAUCAAUUGAUCGUUAUACCAACUGGUUUUAGUAUUACUCAAUUUUAUUAAAAUCGGUUAUAGAAAGCUAGACUUUGAAACAUCAUUUAUACUCAGUUCUUUUUUUCUUAGUGUCCAUGACAGUUUUGUAUGUAAACUUAUGUGCCUAUAAUCGUUGUCAUCUUUAUACAAGUUACAGAUUUGCAAGUAUAAUUAAUUAUUUCAUCUUUGUAGCAUAUUUUAAAACUAUUUGAUAAAAACAUGUAAAAACUAAUGAUUAUGUUUCUGGUUAUCUUUUUAUUGCCUAACUGCAGGUAGUUCAAGGAUAUUUUUUGAAAAAUAAAAUGACAGAUACAAUAUAUUUCCAAAAAAUGCUUUUAUCUUCUUUGUACGUUUUGCGUUUAUAAGAGCAAGUUUAAAACUUAAAUAUACACAUUAUUUUUCACAAUAAAACACCUUGAUAUGUAUUAUAAAACCAAAGGUUUGGAUAUGUUACUGUUCCCAAAUUCAUAUAAGUGUGAGACGACUUCAUGUAAUCGAAAUACCUGUUUUAAGUGUGAUAUAUAGACCGGGAAGUGAUUGUUGGAUCCCUGUGAAAUAUUCUUGUGAUGUCUUUACAAUUUGGUGCCCGUGUCCAGGAUACGGGAACAUGGACAGUUGAUAAAAUCAACACCAAAACAAGCGGAUCGGACACGUCAAAAUAAUAUCUACCCUAUAAAAGAGAUUUAAAUAUCGCGAACUGUAAAGAUUUAUCUCUAUUUUAAAAGUCACCCAGGAUGGCAGAUACUUUUGGCGCAUCGUUUCAUCCGCUACUAUUGAUAACUGUAUGAUUUAAUUGCUUUGAAAUGUACUAAUUGCUUUAAAUUAUCUUUUCAACUGAACCUUGUCUUCUCACAAGUAGAAAAUGUCAAAGCGAACUAUUGAAAUAUAUCUCAAAGAACUUCCUGGUCACUAAAAUAUAGUAAUAUACUCAGAUAAUUGAUUUAAGUGUGAUUUCAAAAUGUUUGGCUAUAAUUUACUGGUGAACCUACUUUAAGUCUCGGAAAACUGUGGUCAAAACCGAAUUGUAUUCAUAUCGUUGCAUAUUUUAUAUGUGGUGUUUGUCAACUAAAACUAUUAUAAAACAAUAUGCUGGUACAUAUUUGACAGAAAAACACAGCAAAGUACUAAUUUCAAAAAAAAUCCAACUAUUUUUCAAUACUAGGUAAAACCCUCUUUAGUUUGGCCUGUAACGAAAAUGUAAAAAAAAAUAUUUAGGCAGGCAGUCACACCGCUGACGAUUAGCUAGAACCAUUUUUUUAAGAGCGAGGAUAUUUAAUAAUAAUAGAAAAUAAUCAAUUGCUAUUCACUUUUUCGUUUGCGAUGAGACAGGCACAUCUUAUCAGAAGUCUGGUCACAAACUUAUCUGUGCUUUUCUGUCAAAGAAAGAUAUAUAAAAAAAGAAAAUGUAUACAUCCCUAAUUUAAUGUCCUACAUCGUGUAAAAUAAAUAAAAUAAUAUUGUCCUAUGGCCUCCAGGUCAAAUUAUUGCACAAUAUAGUAUUCUACAUAUAGACAGAAAGCUAGAUAAUAUAGUGCAAUAAUUUGACCGCGGGGCAUGUCACAUCUGUUAGGAUUGGUCAAUUAAAUUUGAUUUAAGCCAUAUAUUCACUGAGAAAUAUUUAACUUCAAGGAAUUCAUAUUGAUUUAUUUUAAGAAUAUGCGGAGCAGUGUAAUGCUGGAAACGCUUAUGAGUCGCUGACCCAAUAUUACAGGGUUCUAUGUUACAUUUUUAAGAUAGUUGAAAUUCGAAUUAAUGUAACUAGGUAUUAUAUGACAAUGUUCAAAUUUCAGUUCGAUAAAAGUGAAACAUAGAACCCUGUAAUAUUGGGCCAGCGAAUGUUAUGGUCUUAUAGCGUAUGCUAUCAAUGUAACCUUCAUGCUAUCAAAUAAGAUCUAUAUUGGCUUGCUUGCGCCUAUGAUAUUGGCGUGUGUGACAUAAAAAAUAGAAAUGUUUCUCAGUGAAUAAAUAGCUUUAGAAUAAGUGUUGAUGUCUCAAAUAUGUAACCGUGAGUCAUUUGGAAUUUUAUUUAAAGAGUUCUACCGGUGGAUGAAAUCUGUAAAUGUGAAAUAUGGCGGAUUUGAUGAAUUUUAAGUGCUGAAUUCGUAAAUUCAUUUCGGCACCAAAGACUGGUGACUGAAAGUUGAUUCUGGUUUUUGUAGUUUUUUUAGAUAUUCUCAAUGGAAUUUUCAUACUCAUACUUUUAUUUCUAUUAUGGCUAACAUUGUCAAACUCCAUGAUUUCAACUAAGAUUUAUAACUUUUAGAUAUGGGUUAUUCCACGAAAAUGUAACACGAGUCACUAUUUCAUUGCGUGUUUUAUUAUUUCAAGAUCGCUUAAAUUUUACAUCCUAAAUAAAAGGAACACGGGUUAGCAACUAGCAAAGAUUCUUUUAUAGAUGGCGGAUACACUAUUCGUAGGAUUUACAAGUAAAACUGAUGCCAUCUAUAAAAUACUUCGUCCGGCCAACCCUAUAAGGCUAAAACUAUGAGCUCUUAGAUAGAUUUCAUAGCAUCACAAUUUUCAGUGUUUGAACGCCAGUGUCAGCUUUCAGUGGCGGUCGUUAGGCUAGGCACACAUUCCUGUCGAAAUUGUACGAGGGCGAUAACAUGUGUAUUGAAUAAAACAACCUGCUUAAUUUAUUGAAAUAAAAACGUUAAACAUG